This is a messenger RNA of Daucus carota subsp. sativus, 3645 nucleotides long. RefSeq names its product probable receptor-like protein kinase At5g61350. The transcript has a single exon. Gene Ontology annotation, biological process: protein autophosphorylation. Gene Ontology annotation, molecular function: transmembrane receptor protein tyrosine kinase activity; ATP binding. Lineage: Eukaryota; Viridiplantae; Streptophyta; Magnoliopsida; Apiales; Apiaceae. Gene Ontology annotation, cellular component: plasmodesma; plasma membrane. Bases 830 to 3436 code for a protein of 868 amino acids. The record is from RefSeq and is a predicted model, not a curated record.
UCUCAACCAUAUCACUGGAAUAACCUAAUCCUGUCGUCUUCCGGUUCCUAAUAUAUGAUGUGAUACUGCUUCUGUUGAAUAAUAUACGAUCCGUUUAAGACCUCCUCCUAAGACUUUACUUUUACCCGAGUCGUUCAUUUACUGACAUGAUAUUGGCUCAGUUCUAAAAGUCGAUGAUUAAUCAAGAUUGAUCCAUGUUCCGUAACUUGUCGAACUGAUUAAAUUUUCGAUUAUUCAAUUAAUCAGCUCAUUAAUCCCCGCCCAAUCUAAUAAUUUCUGAUUAAUUCUUCUGUGGUUUGGAGUUUCAUAUAUUCAUACACCAAAUAAAUGCAAUAUACUUAUAUACAUGUAUUAUGAUUCUGAAACUCACAUGGAGUAUAUAUAUUCAGUUGACUUCCAGGCAAUUUUAUUUUUUUCUCCAACCUACUCAUUGCCAUGUCCAGAAGUUGUGCCCCUUCAUAUCUGAUGCUUUGUUAAUGCAUCUCAAUCAUCACACAAAAUACCCCAGAUAUCUUAACUUAAUCAAAUUUAAUCAUAAUAAGAAUAUAAUCUUAAGCAAUCUCCUGACCUUACUGACAGGAGUAUUCUGCUAAAUUCAACUAUGUUACCUCAGAGCUCUGGUUCUCCUAGCUGUGAACGCGUUUUGGACUUGUUUAGUUGUGUAUUAGUCGGUAAGUACGUAGUACUUAAUCUUCAGAUUAUUUUUAAACACAUAUUUGUCGUCGUAAUUACAUUGUUAGGCUAAGCAAUAGAGGACUGCACGUUGGUUUCCUUAUCCUGACAUGCAUCCGACUCUGUUUAGUACAACGUCGAAAUUUAAACAUCUCUAAUGCCUCUGCAGUGCCUUGUAUGCCUUUCAUUUUUGCAUACCAACCGUAAAAUUGCAAUGCUAAGCAUUAUGAGAGAGCUACACUUCUCCUUAUCUGUUUAUGUCUGUUUCUUGCUUCUCUUCGCGGCUUUUAGCUUUACUACAGCAAGCAAUUCGUACUUGCCAGCUGAUAAUUAUCUCAUCAAUUGUGGCUCACCUGAAAGCACCAUGCUUCAAGAUGGCCGAACCUUCAAAUCUGAUUCUCAGUCAGUUUCGUUUCUUUCUACAGAUGAGAAUAUACUUGCUUCUGUUGAUUCGGUUUCUGACAUUUCUUCUUCCUCGUUUCCUCUGUCUCUUCCUCUGUUUUCAACUGCAAGAAUCUUUCGAGAGGAAUCAAUGUACAGAUUUCUUGUGUUUCGUCCAGGGCGCCACUGGCUACGUCUGUACUUUUACCCUGUUACGCACCCUUUGUAUAACCUGACAACUUCUGUGUUCACUGUUAAGACCGAUAAAAUGGUAUUCUUGCAUGAUUUUUCAGUCAAGGAUUCCGCAAGACUUGUGUUUAAAGAGUACCUUGUAGAUGUUACCUCAGACAGGUUUUCUCUUAUAUUAUCACCUUUGAAGAAUUCUUUUGCAUUUAUCAAUGCCAUUGAGUUUUUGUCAGCUCCGGAUACAAUCAUCUCGGAUUCAGCUUCUGCAGUUUCCCCUGUUGCUGAUUUCAAUGGCCUGUUGAAACAUGCUUUUGAAGUAUCAUAUCGAGUUAAUGUUGGAGGUCCCAUCAUCACUCCGAAGAAUGAUACACUUUGGAGGACAUGGCAGCCUGACGUUGGCUACAUGAAAAUCCCUCAAGGUGUUAAAAAUGUGUCUGUAGCACCUGAUGUUGUGAAUUAUCCGGAGGGAGGAGCCACCCCUUUGAUUGCUCCCAACGCGGUUUACUCAUCAGCUAGUGAGAUGGCAGACUCUGGCAUGAUCAGCCCGAACUUCAACCUCACUUGGGAAAUGCCUGUGGACUCAAGUUUUUCUUAUCUGAUUCGGUUGCAUUUCUGUGAUAUUGUGAGCAAAAGCCUCAAUGAACUGUACUUUAACAUUUAUGUCAAUGGUUUGAUGGGCGCUUCAUCUUUUGACCUCUCAGCACUCACUUCAGGCCUCAGUGUUCCUUACUACAGGGACUUUGUGCUCAAUGCUUCAGCAAUUUCAAAUGAUUUGAUAAGGAUUCAGGUUGGACCCUCUUCGUCACUUCAAUCAGCUGUUCCAAACGCUCUUCUAAACGGCUUAGAAAUCUUGAAGAUGAGCAAUUCUGACGGAAGCUUGGAUGGGCUGUUCUCUUCUAGUGAGAAGCACUCGGCUACAUCUACUGCAGUCAAAAUUGCAGAGUUCACUGGCUUGGCACUGGCGGUUGCUGCAAUAGUAUUGCUUGUAUUUACCAUAUGUAGGCGGAAUAGAAGGCCUAGAGAUUGGGAGAAACGACGCAGCUUCUCAUCCUGUUUCCACCCUCUCAAUUCCUCAUCCUUCUGUAUCAAAAGUAAGAGCAGUUACUCGAAUACUUUUACCUCAGGGAUCAAUCUAGGCCGGGUUUUCACUCUCAGUGAAUUGCGCGAUGCAACUAGAAAUUUUGAUGAGACCGCAGUCAUUGGCAUUGGCGGUUUUGGAAAAGUGUAUCUUGGUGAGCUGGAAGACGGAACAUCAUUAGCCAUAAAAAGAGGGAAUCAAAGUUCAUCACAAGGUAUAAACGAGUUCCAAACAGAGAUUAAAAUGUUGUCUAAGCUCAGACAUCGUCACCUCGUAUCCAUCAUUGGUUAUUGUGAUGAACAAUCAGAAAUGAUCCUUGUUUACGAGUACAUGGCCAAGGGCCCCCUUCGCGACCACAUCUAUGGCACAAACCUUCCUCCUCUCUCAUGGCGCCAACGCCUUGACAUAUGCAUCGGUGCAGCUCGUGGACUGCAUUAUCUCCACACAGGCGCAUCCCAGGGCCUAAUUCACCGCGAUGUGAAAACAACCAACAUCCUCCUGGAUGAGAAUUUCGUGGCCAAAGUUUCUGAUUUCGGCUUAUCUAGAGAUGCACCCUCACUGGAUCAGACACAUGUGAGCACAGCUGUGAAGGGGAGCUUCGGAUACCUCGACCCUGAGUACUUCAGGAGGCAGCAGCUGACAGACAAAUCCGACGUGUAUUCAUUCGGUGUAGUUCUUUUUGAGGUUUUAUGUGCAAGGCCUGCUCUAGACCCCACUCUGCCAAGAGAACAAGUGAAUCUAGCUGAGUGGGCCAUGACGCGACAAAGAAAAGGUGUUAUCGAGAAGAUUAUUGAUCCUAGGAUAGCUGGAACUAUAAGUUCAGAAUGUCUGAUGAAGUACGUGGAAGCCGCGGAGAAAUGCUUGGCAGAAUAUGGUGUGGAUAGGCCGUCUAUGGGAGAUGUGUUGUGGAACUUGGAGUUUGCAUUGCAGCUUCAAGAUGCAUCUUCCCAACUUGAUCCUCCAGAAGAAGAAUUGGAGAAUUCGAACAUCGAAAAUUCAGGGCAAUCGAGCUUGAGUGACUCAGAAGAAGAGCCUAUAAUCAUAAACAUUAAUGAUGAUUCUGGUGUGGUAGUAGGCUCUCCUUUGUUUUCGAAUAUCGGUGAUUUUCAAGGGCGCUAAAUUUGACAAGGGAGCCAGAUAAAUGCGAGUGUUUAGAUUUUGUAGAUUGUGUUGUCAAGAGUACUAGUAGUAUUUUCCGCUACAAACUUAAAUUUUAGUGGUUAAUUUAUUUUGUUUUGUUCAGGGAGAAGUUGAUCUCGGUUAAAUUUGUUUAUUGUAAGCUCUGAGGAUAAUUUGCUCUAUAAUCAAAGCACAGAUGCAUGACAGUU